CACCUAUUGAUUAAAUGUACGGAAGAUCGAGAAUGCGAAGAGAUUUGGCCCGGGUCCACCUGUCAACGAGCUCGAUGUCGAUGUCCUGAGAAUUAUGUGAGACGGAAAAGUCCCAGUAGAGAAUGGGUGUGCUUGUCAGUGAAUGAUGCAGCCACUGGCCAGGUUGGACCUCCACUUACCUGUCCCCUUCCGGAUGGUGCUGGUUAUCAAGUCAUACUACGUGGUAGUUCUACCAACAACCUACUCAGUCCUCCCGUCCUGUGUUCAUCGAAAACCAACGACUGCGAGACUGGAUACGAAUGCAUUCAAGGGCUGUCCCCAGUUGACGGCCUCGACGGAGCUUGUUGUCCAGAUCAGAUAACGACGUGUGCUCACCCCAUAUUCGACCACGAAUCCGGUACACUGGAACGUUGGGGAUUCGACGGAUCCGAGUGCGUUCGGUUCAAAUGGGAUCCAGAAAAACCUUCUUCAGCUAACAAUUUCAAAACUAAGUUACAAUGUGAAAGUUAUUGUGUAAAUAUAUUUGCCUAA
Messenger RNA from Haemonchus placei, 531 nucleotides. Lineage: Eukaryota; Metazoa; Nematoda; Chromadorea; Rhabditida; Trichostrongylidae. The record is from the annotation of a GenBank genome assembly.